Schistocerca gregaria is the source of this 4729-nucleotide messenger RNA. RefSeq names its product facilitated trehalose transporter Tret1-like. Gene Ontology annotation, molecular function: sugar transmembrane transporter activity. The transcript is spliced from 4 exons. The record is from RefSeq and is a predicted model, not a curated record. Lineage: Eukaryota; Metazoa; Arthropoda; Insecta; Orthoptera; Acrididae. Gene Ontology annotation, biological process: transmembrane transport; carbohydrate transport. The coding region runs from base 385 to 1608 and encodes 407 amino acids. Gene Ontology annotation, cellular component: membrane.
UCGAGCUGGAGAUGAAGCCACCUUCUGAACCUGCAGCUGAAGGAAGCCGAAGAGCCAGCAGACUGAGGCAGCACCUGGCCGCCAUUGCUACUACCGAGGACGUCACCUGCCUGACACGACGACGUGUCCUGCUGUUGAAACUUGCUGGCAGAUUGGAAGUGUGCGCCGGACCGAGACUCGCUCUGACAGCCGCCGGCAGGCGCGCACAGUGCCAGACUGACCUCGGCCCCGCCCGGGCUGUCCGCAGUGAGCGUCGGGGCGGUGGGCACAGGCACGACCCUCGGCUGGACCAGCGUGGCCGUCCCGGAGCUGCAGUGCGGCUACGCGCCUGCGGCGGCGGCGCGGUGCUACCAGCCGUGGCAGGUGUCCUGGGUGUCGGGCUGCAUGUCGCUGGGGGCGCUGGCGCUGUCGCUGCCGGUGGGGCGGCUGGCCGACGCGCUGGGCCGCAAGCGGGCCGCGCUCUGCCUGGGGCCGCUCUUCCUGGCCGGCUGGGCCUUCCUCAUCUGGGGAGACUCGCUGGCACUGUUGUGCGUGGGCCGCCUGCUGACCGGAGCUGCGGGCGGAGCCUUCAACGUGCUGGCGCCAGUGUACAUCGCCGAGGUGGCCCAGAAGGAAGUCCGGGGAGCGCUGUGCGGCUACUUCCAGCUGCUGCUCACCGUCGGCACCCUCUACGUCUACGUGCUGGGUGCGGCGACCAACCUCUUCUGGACCUCCGUGGGCUGCGCCCUGGUGCCCGCGGUCUUCCUGGUGGCACUCUCGCUGGUGCCCGAGACUCCCCCCUACCUGCUGCGGGGUGGCCGUGAGGCCGAGGCCCGGGCGGCCCUCCGCUGGCUGAGGGGACCGCGCUGGGACGUGGAGGCGGAGCUGGCCGAGGCGAGGGAGGCUCUGGAGGAAGACGCCAGGAACGGGGGGUCCGGGUCCCUCUGCGAGGGGCUGAGCACCGCCGCUGCUGGACGGGGAGUCGUCGCGGGGCUGGGGCUCGUCACAUGCUUCCAGCUCUGCGGUAUCAACGCUGUGCUUUUCUACGCGUCCGAUAUCUUCCUGAGAGCGUCGGGCGGAGCCCUGGAGGCGGAUACGUCUGCCGUGGUGGUGGGCGCCAUGCAGGUGGUGGCGACGCUGGUCGCCUCACUGGUGGUGGACCGCGCGGGGCGCAGGCCGCUGCUCGUGGGGUCCGCCGCAGUGGUGGGGCUGUGCGCGCUGCUGCUGGGAGCCUACUUCCAGCUGGACUCCAGCGGCGAGGCCGAGGGCCUGGACUGGCUGCCGCUCGCCAGCCUAUGCCUGUUCGUGGUGGCCUUCUCGCUGGGGCUCGGGCCCAUCACUUGGGUGCUGCUCGGCGAGAUGUACGCCCCCGAGGUGCGCGCCUUCGCGGGCUCCCUCUGCUGCCUCGUCAGCUGGACCUUCUCCUUCCUGGUCACCACUUUCUUCAGCGAGCUCAGUUCCGCCGUCGGCGUGCAGGGUACCUUCUGGAUCUUCGGCUCCGUGGCAGUCGCCGGCGCCCUGUUCGUGUUCUUCGUGGUGCCCGAGACGAAGGACCGGUCGCUGGAGGAGGUGCAGAGGCAGCUGUCUGGUGGGGCCCGAGUGUGGAGUCUGUCGUGCACCUGUAGAUGAGCCUCCUCACCUCGACAAAUCUGGAUGUUACAGUGAUCACCAUUCCUCUGGAUGAACCCACAUUUGUACACAAAUGGUAGUGACACGAUCUCACUUUUUCUAACAUCAGACAUUCACUUGAUCACUUGGAACAAUCUACUGGACCACAACUGGAACACAGACCCUCAUCUGCCACCAGUAAUGCUCUUCCAAUUGUGCCAGUACCUCUUUUUCAUAAAAAGUCUCCAGCUGAUGGACUUUAUCGGAUUCAUUAGCUGAUUCAAAUAGUGCUCCAGAUCACGAUUCAUGACUUUUCUCAAGUAAAGCAGUUACCAUACACUUACCAUGCACUUACAUACCACCACGCGGGAUUAGCCAAGCGGUCUAAGGCGAUGCAGUCAUGGAUUGUGUGGCUCGUCCCGGAGGAGGUUCGAGUCCUCCAUCGGGGAUGGGUGUGUGUGUUUGUCCUUACGAUAAUUUAGGUUAAGUAUUGUGUAAGCUUAGGGACUGAUGACCUUAGCAGAAGUCCCAUAAGAUUUCACACACAUUUGAACAUUUCAACUUACAUACCAUCCUGUAUGCCCUAUUGGACCAACACUUCUGGAACAACCGAAUUAGCAUAACAUGGCGCGACCAUUAUAUAAUGAUUGUCACCACAGUCGAAUUGAGAAUACAUAACUAAACUGUUCCCAUGUAACUCAUCCCCUCUCCCCUUUCCUCCCCUCCCAAAUCUAUACAAUUCCCUCCCACAGCCGAAGAUGUAGAAUGCCUGACCACUAUCCAACUAAUUUGAUGGACUUCCCUCUAGUUUACCUUGCCUCCUGUUCCAUAUACCACCUUGAUCUCCUAGCCACCUGUUGUUCCAACCUGGCACACUUCUGUGUGAAUAAAAUAGUCCCUGGUGUAACGAAAUACUGUUUCCAGGUGAGUGGUAUUGUCGAGAUAAUCUGACACGUCACACUCAUAACCUUCUGAUAUAGUGACUUUGCCUGAAAAUGGUUUGGGCGAGACUGGGGGAUGUCUCAUGGCAUCUCAACACUGCCAUCCAACUGGAUACCUGAGAGCUAUUCAUCAAGUACACGUCGUUUACAACCAUUUCAGUCCCCUUCUGUAAGCCUUAUCAUACUCCCCUUAACCUGAAUACUGCUCCAUAACGUUAAGCAAACUACGACAUUGCUGAAACCUCCUUUCCCACAAGAUCUCGCGUUUCUGCAAACCAUGAAUCUGUUCAUGCAGUCACUCAGUCAACCCAAACUUCAAACCCUUGUCCUCGAUGUGACCUUCUUACAGGCUUACAGAGUCAAGACACAGUCCACAAUCUGUGUGUUGAGAUGAAGUUGUCAGUGCUCGGCUUAGGUACACCACUGUUCAUUAACAAUCCCUAAAGCAUUCACUACCUUACCCAAUCACUUUCCUGUAAGUGUUUAUAGCAGUGUAACCUUUUUCCCGCCAUUCUAAUCCUCUUGACUUCCUCACAGGCACUGCUAAGACCUUCCCUAUCCAUAGCACUACCAUCACUCUCAAUGCCCACAGUAACUUCCCACGUCAGAAUCAAGUGCUGGUGUCUAAUGACUCUUUCCAUGGUCACACAAUCACUAUCCCACUUUUAACCUAUCAUUCCAGCUGAAUCACUGCAGAAAACACCAUCACUGGAAUCAAGAAUCAAUCGGUCUAUCCGAUUGUCCCUCUGGAUGCGAAAUCCCAAUAAUCUACCUGUUCACAUCCUGGACUACCUCCACAUAUGAUUGUAAACCUAUUGGGAAGCCUUAGGUAUAAAACUCUGAAACCAAUCACUACUAUCGCAAGUGUAAUAGCGUGCCUUUCUUUCUUCAGAAGACUUUCUCCAUUUGUCAUAUCGAGCCACAAUGCAGCAAAGCGUAUCUGUCCCCAAUACUAUCAGCCAUCUGCUAUCUGCUACUCCCUCUACCGAACAACCUCUCCAAAAUUAACCACUUUGCAAUCUAACCUAAUGACAUCACCCACAAUGAUGCAAACUUUGACCACUCCCUACACCACAAAGUUUAAAACUACCCAAUCUGUCCCACCCCAGACUCCUGGCUUGUUACACACAUAAAAGAAUUAGCCAGCUACACUUCAGGAAUGAAGCUUCCCCACCAUUAUUUACACCUUCAAACCUUGGUGUAUAAAGUGCAUACCUUUUUAAAUGUGACUUAGCCAUCUGAACCCCAAAAUUGUAUAAGUAUUUUAAGUCUUCAAACGGCAUUCACUUCUCGUGCUCUGUCCCUAUUAACCACUCAUCAAAUUAUGUCCUCUCUUCACCAUGAAUGAACACAUAAGAAUAUCCUACAGCUGGGAAAAACCUGAUACCAUCCAAAGUAUCUUUUCUUGUCUAACCUCCUGUCUUGACACACUGCCACAUCUGUAACAGCUCAUCCCUCUACCUUAGACCUACAUAAUUUUCACAUCAUCUCCUAGAACAUCUUCGUUGAACUCCUUUUGACGCUGGCUUAUACCUGUGUCGUCAGCUGUAAUGGGACCUUUCUUUCUUUCUCCAUAUCCAUAUUCACCUCUUUCUCUUCUCUGUCCUAGUUACCCAUUAUCUAUAUUUUUAUUAUCCCUCCAUUCGGCUCUCCAGACAAUCCUUCACAACAUCAGGCCAAAUUUCCCUUCAACACCUGAUCCACUGCCUGUUUACCAAAGCACUUAACUUUCCUAUUCAUUUUUUCCAAACUCCACAAAUCCUUAAGUGAAUGCCCACCAUAUCAAAUCCACAGGUUGUGUUAUUUUCAUUCUUCACUUCAUGUUGAUCUCAUUGCAAUGCUCAUAUUACAUAAUUACAAUGAAUCGUUUCAUUCAGUUGAUACGUUGUGAAAUAACUACCAUGUUGUACUCAUAAUCAUGUAUUUUAAGGACUAUGUCGAUAUAUUAAGAUAAAUUUUUUGCAUAUUUUUAAAAUUUUUGAUAGUAUAAUCGUUAUAAUUUUGUACUGCUAUUAUCCAUCACUAACCAUAUUGACUGAAGGGUAAGAGAAGAGAAUACAAGAAAAAUAAACCUCGCUUCUGUAUCUCCUAGAUACAGUAAAUCCUUUUCAUACGAUGUGUUCAAAGAAAGCCGAUAUUUUCAUGAAUGUCAAUAAGUGUGUACAUUUUUUAACUCUAAUAAAAAUGUUUCGAAAAAGGUU